Messenger RNA from Carassius auratus (goldfish), 1560 nucleotides. Its product is annotated as GTPase IMAP family member 7-like. Lineage: Eukaryota; Metazoa; Chordata; Actinopteri; Cypriniformes; Cyprinidae. Gene Ontology annotation, molecular function: GTP binding. The transcript is spliced from 3 exons. Bases 22 to 1470 code for a protein of 482 amino acids. The record is from RefSeq and is a predicted model, not a curated record.
AGUGAUGGAGGAGAGACAUCGAUGGAGACACAGAUGGAGAAACUGAUGAACUCAUUAAAGAUGUGGCUUCAGUCACAAGAUUCAAGAGAAAGAGAAGAUGAAGUGAGGAUUGUUCUUCUGGGAAAAACUGGAGUUGGGAAGAGUUCAACUGGAAACACCAUCUUAGGAAGAGAAGUUUUCAUAUCAGACUUUUCUGAAGAAUCUGUUACUAAAGAGUGUCAGAGAGAAACAUCUGAAAUCAAUGGCAGACACAUUACUAUGAUCGACACUCCAGGACUGUUUGAUACUGAUCUCAGUAAUGAAGAAAUACAGAGAGAAAUCAGAAACUGCAUCCCAAUGAUCCUGCCUGGACCACAUGUGUUUCUCUUACUGAUACCAUUGGGACGAUUCACUCAAGAAGAAGCAAAAUCAGUGGAGAUCAUUCAAGAGAUGUUUGGUGAAAACUCUUUAAUGUACACCAUAGUGCUCUUCACCAGAGGAGAUGAUCUGAAUGAAAAAACUAUUGAACAGUAUCUGGCAGAUCCUGGAUCUGGCCUUGAAAACCUGAUUGAUGAGUGUGGAAACAGAUUCCAUGUGUUCAAUAAUAAAGAGACUAGAGACCGAACACAGGUGACUGAACUACUCCAGAAGAUAGACAACAUGGUGAAAGAGAACGGAGGGAGUUACUACUCAUGUAAGAUGUUCAGAGAGAUGGAGAGAGAAAUACAGAAGAAAAUACUGAUGGAGAGCGUCAGAGAAAGAGAAGAAGAGAUGAAAGAGAUGAAGAUGAUCAUGGAGAAAGAAAGACAGAAUUAUGAGAGAGAGAAAAAGAGAAAAGAAGAAGAACUUAGAGAGAGAGAAGAACAAUAUAAAAGAGAGAUUAAAGAAAGAGAGGAACAAAAAAGAAAGAUUCGAGAGGAGCUGAAGAGAGAACGAGAGGAAUGGGAGAAACAAAUACAACAGGAAAGACAAAGAAGAGAAGAAGAGGAAGAGAAAUGGAGAAAUAUAGUUAAGGAAACACGUGAUGAAUAUGAUCAGAAACUUAAACUAGAGAGAGAGAGAAGUGAGAGAAAGGAAGAAGAACUUCAGUUCAAACACGAAGAAGAGAAAGAGAGAAUGAAGAUAGAGAUGGAGAAAAAAACACAGAAUUAUGAGAAAGAGAAAAAGAGAAUAGAAGAAGAAUUUAGAGAGAGAGAAGAACAAUAUAAAAGAGAGAUUAAAGACAUAGAGGAACGAGACAGAAAGAUACGAGAGGAGCUGAAGAGAGAACGAGAGGAAUGGGAGAAACAGAAACAACAGGAACGACAAAAAGAAGAAGAGGCAUUUAGAGAGAGAGAAGAACAAUAUAAAAGAGAGAUUAAAGAAAGAAAGGAACAAGAGAGAAAGAUACGUGAGGAGAUGGAGAGACAACAAGAGGAAUGGGAAAAACAGAAACAACAGGAACGAAAAAGAAGAGAAGAAGAGGAGAAAGAAAGAGGUAGAUUCUUUUAACUUUAUACAGAAACUCAUUUGAACUUUAUACAGAACUUUAUACAGAGGCUCAGCACACUAACUGUAAGUCAAAACAAUAACCAACUCAUU